AUGCCUCCCGCAUCAAGCAAACGCGCAAUAUGGCCACUAGUCCUACUUCUCGUGCUAGUCCAUCUAUCAGCAGUUUUGUACACACUGCCUCUCAACAGAGUCAUAGAGCUACGGCUGUGCCAGGAGCACUAUGAACGCAACGACCCGUCGCUCAUUCAGCCAGACGGGUCGAUACCAGAAAAGCUGUGCAAGAUUGAUGAUGUACAGCGACGUUUGGCUUGGUUACAGGGGAUUAUGGAAACAACACUUGUUGUUUGUGACUUUGUCGUGACAAUACCAUUUAGCUUCGUCGCUCAGCGUUGGGGGAUCCGAGUUGUACUCUGGUGUAAUCUCAUACCGAGGGUUUUCAUGAGUGCCUGGGCGGUUGUGGUUGCUAUUAUCGCGGGACCUUUCCUCAACGUACUGGGCGGCGAAUGUGUAUUCCAAUCCACAAUCUUUACCCUAACCUCCGCGCUGACAAGCGAAUAUGUGCAGCGUGCAUCCUACUUCUCCUACAUCAGCUCAACAUCCUACGUCGUCUCCUUCAUGGGCCCAACCCUAGCGUCCUUUACCAUGAGCACAAAUCUCUGGCUCCCCUUCUGGCUCAACAUGCUCCUUCUAACCUGCGCAAUUCCCACCAUCCUCCUCCUCCCCGUUACCAAAAGGACCCCAAAUAUUCUUUCAACUCCACACGGCAGCAUAUCCAAUGCCCACACAGAAGAGGAAUCCGGUCCUCUUCUCGAAACCACAAAUCCCAGUCCGGAUCGCUACACCACGGCAUUCGAAACGCACACCAGCAUCGUCCAGAGUAUAACGCAGUCUGUACGCAAACUAUGGCGAUUGGUGAUUGGGCGGCGGAAAUUUCAGGUUUUGCUUUGCUCGUUCUUUCUCACGGCGCUGGCGAGUUCGGAUACCAAACUUCUAGUGCAGUAUAUUUCGAAGCGGUAUGAGUGGACGUUUGCAGAGGCGGGCUACAUGCUCUCAGCCAAAGCACUGGUAAACUUCACGUUACUAGCAAUCAUAAUACCGCGUAUCAUCCACACGUCAAUGUCUACAAAAACCGUGCAUGGCUCCGAGGUUCGGCUUAACAUUCUCGGGGCGGAGUUUUGGAUGAUGCUUACUGCGCUCAUCAUCUAUGCCUUGGGGUCUGCACUACCGGUGUUUACCAUGUCGUUAGUCAAGUCGCCGCUUAUCGCGUUGGCGCACUCGGAUAUCCAGGACUUUAGCAUUGUCAUGUUGACUAAGACGCUUGGGUCUUUGGUUGGGGCUCCUUUGAUGGCUGUGUUGUGGGUUCAGGCGAUCAAGAUUGGGGGUUUGGGGUUGGGAUUGCCGUAUUUUGUGUCUGCUGUGAAUCAUUACCGAGCUGUAGUAGCGCGUUAUGGUCUUGAGUGGGCGAGCACGACUAAGCUGAGCCUGGUUCCUGACAAUCCCCUUCUCUUUGUUACGCGUACCAGCCACACGCCCAACGACCCCAAUUAUCUAGAGGAUCCUUGGCCUGAGCCGGUACCGUGUCCAACAGUCAGCUCAAAAUACGGUACCGAUGCUGGUACCAUGGUACAGUCGACCCGAGGCACUCCGCCCCCCUCCCAGAAAAAAAACUACCGCAUCCAAAAGUCUUCCAAUGACUACAUCGACGCAGCGAAUUUGCGAUCAAAGAGAACCCCUAGCCAACAAAGUCAAUGUGUGGUAGUGAACGCUUACCAGCAGCGACCAAAAGGUAAAGGCAACGGCGAGAUAACCGACUUAACGGGUAUAGAGAAGCGUACGCUUAACAAGAUAUACGCCCGAGCGAUUGAGCGUGGAUUUGACCUAGCGGAACGUCCACUCAACCUUCAGGACGAGCAUGUACAAGAUGCACCUCGAUCUGGCCGUCCGUCAAAGCAGACUGCGGAUACGUCUUCUGCUGUAGUGCUUACAGUUCAGAAAGACGAAACCGACAAGGAAGCCUAG
This is a messenger RNA of Pyrenophora tritici-repentis Pt-1C-BFP, 1929 nucleotides long. Lineage: Eukaryota; Fungi; Ascomycota; Dothideomycetes; Pleosporales; Pleosporaceae. The record is from RefSeq and is a predicted model, not a curated record.